Messenger RNA from Salvia miltiorrhiza (redroot sage), 1274 nucleotides. Its product is annotated as putative B3 domain-containing protein Os03g0621600. Gene Ontology annotation, molecular function: DNA binding. Bases 75 to 965 code for a protein of 296 amino acids. Lineage: Eukaryota; Viridiplantae; Streptophyta; Magnoliopsida; Lamiales; Lamiaceae. The transcript has 7 exons. The record is from RefSeq and is a predicted model, not a curated record.
CCAACCCACGCCUAUACGAAAAGAAAAGGCCUCAUUUGCUACACUAUUUCUUUUUCUGAAAGGUAGAAAUCAAAAUGGUGACAUCUUUUCAAGACCCAACUCCUUCCUUCAUGAUGUUAUGCCUUGGGGAUUUUUCCUCCAACUUGUGUAUACCAACAAAGUUCAUGACCAAAUACAGACAAGCUGUGCAGCAUUCAGUAGUUCUAGAAACUGAAUAUUCCCCAACAAGUUGGGAUGUGAAGAUCAAAAAUUUGAGUUCGGAUUUUUACAUGACAGAUGGUUGGUCGGAAUUCGUGAAAGACAACCAACUUGGUGAACUCGACUUCCUCACUUUCCGUUUCAUGGCUGAAUCAACUUUUAGGGUUUCCAUUUAUGGAGGCGACGGCUGCCCCAAACACCCUACUCCCAUGAGCUCUCGUGGAGGGGAUGUUGAUAAAAUCGAGAAUGGGAUGACGAAGGGGAAAAGAGGGACCAAGCUGUAUAUUCUACCUUCCUUCUUUUUUAGACUUAUUGUGAUUAUGUUUGGGUUAAUACACCAAUUUUGGCCAAAAUUCGUUUUUGACGCUUACCUAAAAAAGGAGAUUCCACCCAGUCGUUCCGCCCAUGAUGUUAAUGAGAGUGGGAUUAAGAGGGGAAGUGUACGGCCUCCCAAGAGAAAAAUAGAGGGCAACCCGCUCUGCUUUGAAGCUCGUAUGAAGCCGUAUCACAACUCAAGCAUUAGUCUUCCUCAAGCAUUCUCAAGGGCGGCAAAUAUGGAGAUGAAAAGGCAAGUGAGGGUGGAGUUUGAAGGCAACCGCCAUGGCUUUUGUGUCGCGGUGUAUCCUAAACGGCGGAGGCCUACCAUAGAACUAACGAAUGGCUGGCGCGAGUUCCGGGAGGCGAAUGGGUUAGUACAAGGAAAGACGUAUAGUUUUGAGUUCAAUCCUGACGACCAAGUCAUCUAUGUCAAGGAAGUAGCUUCUUAAUUAUGUGGGUAUAUAGGGUGGUAGCAUAUGCCACUACAAGAAAAUGCAACUCUAACGACUGAAUUUUCGAUCACAAAAAAACGGAUGUUAUCUUCCUUAACAACCAUAUGGUGUCUUCGUUUUUUGUAUCGUCGUUCUCGACUCUAAGGACCGUUUUUUCGAUCGUUAAUAUAACAUUAACGACUGCGUUUUUAAAAACAACAAUUGUUUUUUGGUCUUUAAAAAUUUGUAUUUCGUCCGCUCUCUGCGACAGUUAAAAAAUACAAUGACCGAGUAUACGGUCGUUAGGUAAUGACCGUCUCAUUCCUA